AUGGCGCAGAAGGACAAGCAGCCCGAGUUCUUCCCGGAGGCCAAGGUCUUCUGCAACGGCGAGGAGGUCAUGACCGUGGGAGGCACGCAGGCUGAGUACGUCGUCGACAUCUGGUCGGGCAACCACCCCUUCUUCCAGGGGGUCAAGACGGCGGUGAUGACCAACGCCGGGCGCGUGUCCCGCUUCGGCGACAAGUACGGCGACCUCGGCGAGUUGUCCGAGGUGGAGACCAUGGACAAGGCGAUGGCGAAGAAGGGCGAGGAGAAGAAGUGA
Messenger RNA from Micromonas commoda, 273 nucleotides. RefSeq lists its product with no specific name. Lineage: Eukaryota; Viridiplantae; Chlorophyta; Mamiellophyceae; Mamiellales; Mamiellaceae. Bases 1 to 273 code for a protein of 90 amino acids. Gene Ontology annotation, molecular function: structural constituent of ribosome. Gene Ontology annotation, cellular component: ribosome. Gene Ontology annotation, biological process: translation. The transcript is spliced from 2 exons. The record is from RefSeq and is a predicted model, not a curated record.